CUUUCGGCGUCCUGUAGGUGAGUUGGGUGAAGCUGGAAGGAUGUGCUGGAAUUCGGACCUGUAAUUCUCUCACGAUGAAGGCGAGGUCGAGCACGAUAAAUUGCAGGCAUUGGCCGGUUGCCAUGCGGCGGUUUAGCCAGAUGUUGUCUCUUGCGUCUGUUGGUGGCGGAGAGUCUCACAGCGUGUCUUUCGGCGUCUAAUUCACGCACCAUCGGCUUGGUGUUGACUGAGUGAUUGACUCAAGUAUAUAUAUACGGCAUUCAUUCACGGCAAGGACAAAGUAGGAUAUAUUUUUGACAUUUUCUACACAACCAUCAAUACUGCUGCUAUCGUCAUUAUUUAUACAAGGAGCUCCUCACUUAUACAUCGGCAUCAGCAACCACAGCCGUAGCCAUGGCGGUCGGAUCUGCAAGGGACAAGUUCCCCAACGACCUACUUCUGGUGCAAUUCCUGCGAUCAGUCAAGAGAUGCGCCGGCCAGGGCCCUUACAUCUACGACCACUUCGGCUUUGAGAAGACUCUUGAGGAGCUCAUGGCAGAUAUCCUGCGGAUGCGCGAUCUCAUGCGCCAGCAGUUGCCGGCGUCUGAAUUCAGUGAACGAGGCGUUUUCAAAGAGAAGAGGCCGUAUGUCGCGGUACUGACAAGGAGCGGCUAUGAGUUUAUCGUUGCCUUUUUUGCGACUCGCGUGCUGGGAGGAGCGGCGAUGCCAUUUGGCUCUGGUAUCCUCCCCGAAGAGGCGCGAUAUUUUGUCGACAGCGCAGAGUCGCUCUGCAUCCUCGCUGGCAAAGACUGCUACGAAAAGGCCGAGCGAAUUGCGGCCAUGUCCGGCGCCUCGACGGAUCUCAAGCCUGUGGCCAUCCCCAUCUCAUGCAAUGCCGCGCCCGUAGGCACAAUCGACAUCACCAUUGAUGAGACGCUCAACAUGGCCCCUGAUGGCCCUGGUUUGGUCAUCUUCACGUCUGGAACGACCGGGCCGCCAAAGGGCGCUGUUCUUCCGCGAAUCUGCAUGGUGUUUCAGCCAGACGCGCCUCCAAACUGCCAGACGGUGUGCUUUCGACCGCCUCACUGGCUUGGUGGCGCCAUCAGCCUGGUCGAGCCCAUGCUCACCGGCAAGAAGCUUCACAUCCUCAAGGAGCGGGCUGGAGUAGGACGCCUCUGGGAAGUCUUGCGCAGUCACCACAUCACCGGAACGGGAUUCACGCCUGGCAUCUUGCGCGAGAUGAAGGAGUGGCUGGAGGCACAGAGCGAGGAUGAGCAGGAGGAGUAUAUCAAAGCGUUUCGGAACAUCGGCAUCAUUUAUUGCGCCGGCGCCAUGGUCUCGCCGUCCGUGUUGAAGUUUUGGAAGAACAGAACCGGACUGACGUUUAAGAAUGUUUAUGGAUCGACAGAGGUUGGCGGUCUGGCGACUUGGAAGGACCUUGACGGCACAGAGCGAUCGGACGCAAUUGGCGCUGCAAUUCCCGGCAUUGAAGUCAAGCUGACAGAUGGCAAUCACGGAGAAAUCUGUGUCAGGAGCCCAUUCAUGCUUAGGAAAUAUAUUGGAGACAAAGAAAAAACAAAAGCCGCUUUCGAUGCCGACGGGUAUUUCAAGACAGGAGACUUUGCGGAGCGCAAGGAUGGCGAAUUCAUCUUCUCUGGCCGUGCCAAUGCUGACUAUAUCCUGUUUCGACACUACCGGAUACCAAGCGUCCAAGUCGAGGUUGUACUUACAGCUCUCCCCUACGUGACCGAAGCCUGCGUUUUGGGUGUGCCAGACAAUGAAGCAAAGGAAAUAUGCGCCGCCGUCGUCCGUCUCACUCCAGAGCAGGAGCAGCUGCAGAGACGGCAUUCCGAGCAGACGAUUAAUCUCGCACGCCUGCGAAAAGACAUGAACGAGACACUGCCGAAAUACAUGCUCCCUGUGUUGGUGAAGAUUCUUGGUCCCGGAGAAGAGAUGCCGCAGACGGUCUCUCAAAAGCCCAUCAAGAGUCAGAUCAUCAAGAGAUAUUUCGGAGUGGACAGGUCGUGGUCUGCUGAGAACUCUGUUUGCGGGGUGGAGUAUUGGGGAAGCAUGCCUGCGCCGGUAGAGGCGGACACGAAGCCGUGGGACUGGCUUGGCUUACAAAGGGCUGAUUUUAAGGGUGAAGCUUGAGGGUAUUCGAACAAAAAGAGAAGGGGAUAUGGUCCGGCCAUAUAUGAUGGUGAGGGCUAUAGUUGUGGUGGAAAGGUGGAUGGUUCAUGUGUCGACUUGUGGGUAUAUGGGAUUGGUUCUGCUUCAAAGGCGCAUUGGCGGUAUACUGUAGCUGCAUUGAUUAAUUAGUUUUCCUGAUAGGCAGAUGAUGCUUUUCAAUGAUGAUAUGAUGGCAUGAUA
Messenger RNA from Trichoderma atroviride IMI 206040, 2349 nucleotides. RefSeq lists its product as uncharacterized. Lineage: Eukaryota; Fungi; Ascomycota; Sordariomycetes; Hypocreales; Hypocreaceae. The record is from RefSeq and is a predicted model, not a curated record. Gene Ontology annotation, molecular function: medium-chain fatty acid-CoA ligase activity. Gene Ontology annotation, biological process: fatty acid metabolic process.